Centropristis striata (black sea bass) is the source of this 3738-nucleotide messenger RNA. Its product is annotated as angiopoietin-related protein 3-like. NCBI's taxonomy places the organism in Eukaryota, Metazoa, Chordata, Actinopteri, Perciformes, Serranidae. The record is from RefSeq and is a predicted model, not a curated record. Bases 91 to 1515 code for a protein of 474 amino acids. The transcript is spliced from 7 exons. Gene Ontology annotation, biological process: phospholipid homeostasis; cholesterol homeostasis; phospholipid catabolic process.
UCACCCUUCGUCCAGUCACAGUGGAGGGAGAGGGCUGCAGGUUACCCAAACAUCACCGACACACAGCUGGAGAAGCAACACGACAACAACAUGAGAAUUACACUAAUUCCCUUAUUGUUGGUUGCUUUCUGUGUCCCUGCCCUCUGUGGCAAAGAGGUGCAGCCAGUCCCCAACACCGAGGCCCCGCCAGAAACCCGUUCCCGCUUUGCCGCUCUGGACGAUGUGCGUCUCCUGGCGAAUGGCCUCCUCCAGCUGGGCCAGAGCCUGCGGGAGUUUGUUCAGAAGACCAAAGGACAGAUAAAUGACAUCAUCCAGAAGCUCAACAUCUUUGACCACUCGUUUUACCGGCUCUCAGUGAUCGCUAGUGAAAUCAAAGAGGAAGAAGAGGAGUUGAAGAAGACCACAGUGGUGUUGAAGGCCAAUAACGAAGAGAUCAAGGGCAUGUCUGCUGAGAUCAGCUCCAAAUUGGACAGCAUCAUGCAGGAGAAGAGUCAGCUGCAGAGCAAGGUGGAAGGGCUUGAGGAGAAGCUGAGCAUCUUGUCAAAUGAUCUGGUGACGAGUGAACAAGUGGCAGAGAUCAAAGGCCUCAGGGAGGUGAUCCACAGCCAGGAGCGGAGCAUCACAGAGCUGCUGAAGGCUGUGAGCGAGCAGAGCGACCAGCUCAACUACCAGAGGGUUAAGAUCAGGAAUCUGGAGGAAAAGCUUACAGUCAACACAUUGACCCAAGAGACCAUUGAGAGGAUGCCUGAAAACUUCAACAGUGAAGCACCAACACUUACCCCAUAUGUGACCUCAAGCUCCAGCAGCAACACCAACAUGAUGAAUCUUCCAUCAGACUGCAGUGACCUGUUCAACAGAGGGGAACGAGUCAGUGGCGUCUACGCCAUCAGACCCAUCAGAAUGGAGCCCUUCAUGGCUUUCUGUGACAUGAGCAGAGAUCAUGGAGCAACAGUCAUCCAGCAAAGGAGGGAUGGCUCAGUGAACUUUGAUCAAACCUGGGAGAAGUAUGAAAAUGGGUUCGGAGAUUUUCAAGGGGAGUUUUGGCUGGGUCUCAGGAAGAUCCACUCUCUCUCCGCUCAGGGCAACUCUGUCCUUCACAUCCAGCUGGAGGACUGGAAACAGGGCAGGCGCUUCAUCGAAUACAGAUUUUUCCUUAAUGGUCCUGACAGCAACUACACCAUUCACCUCACACAUCUGUCUGGAGAUCACCUGUCGGACCCCAUGAGCAACCACACAGGGACGAUGUUCUCCACCAAGGACAGGGACAACGACAGCCACCAAGACUCCAACUGUGCUCACAACUACACAGGUGGAUGGUGGUUCAACGCCUGUGGAGACACCAACCUGAAUAGCAGAUAUUUCCAUAUGAGGUCUAAGGGGCGCUCCGAGCGCAGGAGAGGGAUCCAGUGGAGACCAGGCCGGAAGGCUUCUUACUCCCUCAAGCUCACCCAGAUCUCUGUUCACACUGUGACUUCCCCCAGCACCGCCUCCUCUGACACAGGUGCUUUUUUGUGAUCCAGCACCUGCAUUCUCCAGUAAAAUACUGCUUUUAACAUCAGCCUCUUCAGGAGAGCCUUGGCAAUGCUUUAAUGUGGGCAGCUGCAGGAGGAGGAGGAAGAUGUGUCCUCCAAGUGUCACUUUCCGGUAGAUUAAGUCCCAGAGGACGCUGAAUGUGCUUUACAAUUCUGAGUGCUUGUUGUAUGCUAAACUGAGAAAGCCAAAAGAAAGUAUUACUGCCUGAGUCAGAAUGGUCUCUUAUCUAACAGAACACUUGUAAAUUAUCAAAAAUGUACUGAAAUGCAGUUAGCAGUUAGCAUGCAAUCUUCACUCACUCAAAGGUUAUAGAGGAGAAAUUAAAAUAUUCAGCCAUAUGUGAGCAGUUUUUAUAUUGGGUCACAUUGACUCUCAGUGUAUGACAGUGGUUCCCAACAUGGGGGGCGGGACGCCUUGAAGGGGUCAUGAGAUACAACUAAGAAGCCGGGAGAGAAUUGUAACAGGAUAUGAAAGUUAAAUGUAGUUUUGCAAUGGACUUUGUUUGUUUUUAUGUGAAAUACUGUACAGAUUAAGUGCUUCUGUCCUUUAGGAAAUACUUAAAUAUACAAAGGCCUACAUCGAAUGGUUAUUUUCUUAACAAAUGAAUUACAAAAGUCAGAAAAUAGUAAUAAAUAUACAUAAUAGUAAUGUUGCUUUGGCAGGCCCAACCAUUUAAAAAUAAAUACAUUUAAAGACUAAGAAACCAACAAUUAUUCACUUUUUACAGGCCAGAACUUUUUGUUGUCAUUAUUGGUAAGAAAAUCACUAGUGAAACCACGGUUCCACUAGUGAUUGUCACAAUAUUAUAUUUAAGCAAACUGAAACAAUUAGCUGAAAAUGUAUCAGCACUAUGCUGCUAAUUCAAUAAUUGCAAUUAUAAGUAUUAAGUAAUUUUCUUACCAAUUAUGACAACAAAAACUUAGAUUAUGACACAAUGGGCAGUUGGGCAAAGGCAUAAAAAGACCCCACCACCUCUGCUAUAGGUGCAAAACACACAGACUUAGUUGUUUAGCUACUUUUUGGUGUUGUUUUGUAUCUUUUUGUAGUUGUUUUGUGUCUCUCUCUGUGGUUUCCUGUUGUGGUCAUUUCGAGUCUUUAGUUGUUUUGGGUUUCUUCUUAGUUGUUUUGAUCUAUUUGUAGUUGUUUUGUGUCUCUUUUUAGUUGUUUUGUGUCUUUUUGUAGUUGGUCUGCAUAUGUAUGUAGUUGUUUUGAUCUAUUUGUAGAUGCUUUGUGUCUCUUUGUAGUUGUUUUGUAUAUGGCUGUAGUUGUUUUGAUCUCUUUGUAGUUGUUUUGUGUCCAUUUGUAGUUAUUUUCCAUUUGUCUGCAGUUGUUUUUAUAUCUUUGUAGUUGUUUUGUGUCUCUGUGGUCAGUUUCAGUCUCUCCCAGGUUGGUAAGUGCCAAUUUAAGUGACAUUUAUGUGAAGGCCAGAAGGGUCCCUUACACUUGUUUGUGCCCAGUGGGCUCAUAAAGUAAUCCAUCCAUGAGUGGAACAGCUUCCAACACAUUCACAUCUGUAAUCCUAAGAACACAUUGCUUCAUUCUGAGGGGUCAUGAGGCAAAAAAAAGGUUGGGACCCACUGCUAUAGAUAACACUCAUCUUAAGUUCACAUGCUCUUUUUUAUAUACAUUUGCUAUAUUUCAUUAAUUUAAAUGAAUAAAAGUGUGAUGAUGACUUCAUAUAAUGCGUGAGUGUUCAGGCAGGUGUGCUAUGUGUAAAAUAUAAUGCAACCUUUAUUAACUAACUUACCAAGACAAACUUUUAUAACAUCCUAUUUGUUUUUAUGGGCUGUAGAUUGUCAUUGGUCAGGCACAGAAUGGUCUUUCUAUGUCAACAGAGUAAUGUCAUCUCUGAACUAAUAAUGCCAACUUUGUUGAUGCCAAAGUCUAGUAAAUAAAUGACUAGAACCUGUUUGUGCUAUUGCAACAUACUGAAACUGUCACUGGAAGGUUUUGAACUCUUUUAUACUGUGUUGUUGGAAUGCUUAAUAAACUCUAGAGGGCAGUGUUGCUCUGUCUCAUGCACAUACCUCCCACUCUGAUCUGAUUAUGCUGCUUGUAUAAUUAGAUUUGACAAAUUACGUUUGUUUUGAUCGCAGAUACUUUCCGAACACCACAUCUGCUAUUUUCAGUUUGCGCUUCUAAUGAUUCUCUAAUUGCUCCUCACACUCUCUGUUCACACACUCUCAGUUUUUGGAAACAGAAAAU